This is a messenger RNA of Brugia pahangi, 1689 nucleotides long. The record is from the annotation of a GenBank genome assembly. NCBI's taxonomy places the organism in Eukaryota, Metazoa, Nematoda, Chromadorea, Rhabditida, Onchocercidae.
AUGUAUUUUACGAUUAUUACCCUACUUUUCAUAAUUCCGAAUACACGAAUAUCUGGGGAUGAGAAUAUAUCAACACUAUUACUGACAAAUACGAAUGCCCAGAACCCUGGUAUCCGUAUGAGAUUAAUGUCCUCUGGUCUCGCAUACUUACGUGAAAUAGGCAUGAAAAUUGUGAAUGAUGAAAUAUUGCGAAUUCAGUUACCGACCAUUACAGAAGUUAUUGAAGCUGGUCAGGUUUCGAUAUAUGAUGUAUACGUUUCGAAAUAUUGGUCACCAUCUGAUUAUAGUCUAGAAUUGUCGCCCCCAAAUAUGUUUACAUGGUCAAUGGCUAAAAUGCAUAUCAGAGCUGGAGGCGAAUUUGAAGCAAUAUUUUCUGGGCCGUUUCUAAUUCCAGCGGUACCAAUUCGUGGACAAUUCGAAACUUUAUUCGGUCAUGUAAGCUUAACAAUGGCCGUUAGAUUAGCUAGAACACGAGCUGGUGCUCCAAUGGUAAAAUCAACAUAUUGCCGUGCUGAUGUUGGCUACGUCGAUCUGAAUGUCCGAAAUACUGGGGUUAUCACAGAUUUCUUCAUCAACACUUUCAAAGCUUUCAUAAUCGCUCACUUCAAACCAAUUGUUGAGGAUCGUAUAAGCCAAAUGGUAAAAAAUAUGAUUAACAAAGAUAUGAAUUACAUAUUGGCAACAAUGCCUCUUCAAAUACCUAUCAAUGAAAAUUCGGUCGAUAUAUUUGGAAUAUCUUUUAAUUUACCAGCAAGAAAACCACUUAGUAGAUUUGGCGAAAUUGGUGCUAAAAAUAUUACUUUAUUAAAUAUUGUCAAUCAUUUACGACAGAAAAGUCUUAUCUUGGAUUAUAGACUCAUUCGUGAUCCACUUAUCGCACAUGAAACUAUUGAGAUGUUAUCAAGGGGCGAAAUUUCUUGGAAUGGUUAUGGUGAAACUCCUUUCCAUCCUCCGAAUAUCUACAUUCCUCAACCAAGUGGUGUUCAUAUGGCAGAAUUUAUCGCAACGGAUUUUAUAGUCAAUUCAUUAUUAUUUCAUGCAUAUAAACAAAAAUAUAUGGAUUUUAUUGUUGGUCCUGAAUCAAGUCCACAACUUAAAACUCUUUUAUUGACCACUUGUGAGAAUGGCUAUUGCAUUGGUGAAUACCUUGGUGAAUUGUCUAAUCAGUUCCCCAAUCGUGAAGUUGAGAUUCAAUUUUCGACCAGAAAGUCACCGUUACUUGUUUUUGUGGAAAAUCGAGCACGAUUUCGACUUUAUGGCAGUAUGAAUAUGUUUGUUAGACCGCGAAAUUCGACACAGUUCAAAGUAAUGAUCAUACGAGCUGAUACGAAGAUGACAUCCAGCAUUAAUUUGUGGUUAAAUCGAACAGCAAUCAUUGGAAAUGUCUCGAUCGAAAAUUUAGACUUCAAAUUGCUUGAAUCUCGUGUUCGUGAUGUUGACCAAGCAACAUUUGGUGAUCUCGGCCUCUUCGGUGCUGAAUUUUUGGAGCAAUUACUUACUGAUAUCCUGCGGGUGGGUAUCAUUAUACCAACUAUGAAAGGAAUUGUCUUGAAAAAUCCAAAGUUAUCAUUGCAUGAUCGAUAUCUGAAAGUACAAACAUAUUUCCGAUUGGAUGAAGAAUUCGCUAGUAAGCUUAUUCAGGGUGCUGUAAAACAAACAUUCAAAAGUAUAAGCAAUACCGGUGGUUAA